Messenger RNA from Eupeodes corollae, 2116 nucleotides. RefSeq names its product probable asparagine synthetase [glutamine-hydrolyzing] (gene AsnS). NCBI's taxonomy places the organism in Eukaryota, Metazoa, Arthropoda, Insecta, Diptera, Syrphidae. Bases 229 to 1914 code for a protein of 561 amino acids. The transcript is spliced from 2 exons. The record is from RefSeq and is a predicted model, not a curated record. Gene Ontology annotation, molecular function: asparagine synthase (glutamine-hydrolyzing) activity. Gene Ontology annotation, cellular component: cytosol.
GAAAAACAAUGACGACAAAAUUAAGAACUUUGCUGAAUACUGAACUGAUACUGAUGUAAUUAGUGCAAAUUAUUUCCAAUUGCAGCGUGGCACCGCGUAUAAAGUACUUGUCAAUAGUAAAAUAACGUUUAUUCACGUAUAGCGUACGUCGCGAGCGGACCAAAACCGGAAAACAACUCAAAAGUUUUGAUCGAAUUCUGAAAACACAGACUAACGAAUAAUUGAACCAUGUGUGGAAUAUUUGCUAUUUUCUCAAAAGACGGUCAGCCUAUUUUGCCGAGAAAAUUCAACACUCGUCCUGAAAGCCUGCGGCAGGUUGCCACUCGGCAGAGCCAAAAACAACGCCAUCGUGGACCCGAUUUCACGGGAGUAGAAAUCAUUGAAAACCAUGGCGUGGCUAUGGUGCACGAGAGAGUUUGCAUAGUCGGUGUGCAUACCGGCCAUCAGCCCUUCAAGUCGCAGGAUGGAACCAUCUUCAUGAUUGCCAAUGGUGAAAUCUACAACUAUCUGGAGCAGUCGGCAGAAAUCGCCAAGAAAAGAGGCGCCUAUCAGCCGAAGAGUGACUGCAAUGUGAUCAUCGAGUUGUACGAGGAAUACGGGGAGAAUCUCUUCGAGUAUAUCACUGGGAUGUUUGCCAUUGCUCUGUAUGACACGAAGACAAAAACCAUCCUCCUGGCUCGCGAUCCAUUCGGAAUUAUCUCGAUGUACUAUGGCGAGGAUGAGUAUGGCAACAUUUGGGUGUCGAGUGAGAUGAAGUGUUUGGUGGGCGUGUGUCGCAAGGUAGAAAACUUUCCCCCUGGUGUUAUGCGAAUAGGCAAGGCUGGUGCUCUGAAGGAGAAAAGGUUCUUCCAACAAAAUUGGCAGAGCAGAAUUCCCCGGGAUCCCACUGAUUUGUCAGUUCUACGGCAGACAUUCAUCUCAGCGGUAAGGAGCCAUCUUCAUUGUGAUUGUCUUUACGGGGCUCUUCUGUCCGGAGGUGUUGAUUCAAGCCUCGUGGCAUCCAUUGCAACAAAGAUCAUCCGCGAAACUGAUCCCAGUUUUCGAUUGAAGACAUUCUCUGUGGGUCUGGAGGGCGCUCCUGAUUUCAAGUACAGCAAAAUGGUGGCAGACUACAUUGACAGUGAUCACACUGAAGUUUACUUCACAGUAGAACAAGGUAUUGAUUGCAUCCGAGACAUUAUCCACCAUCUAGAAACCUACGAUGUGACCACAGUGCGGUGCAGUAUUCCAAUGCUUCUGCUGACGCGCUACAUCAAGAGUACUGGCAUCAAGAUGAUCCUCUCGGGUGAAGGAGCAGACGAGAUUUUCGGUGGAUACUUGUAUUUCUUCAAUGCCCCCGAUCCAGAGCAGUUCCAUGAAGAACUCGUCACCCGAGUGGGCAACCUCUACCUGUCGGAUUGUUUGAGGGCCAACAAAGUGUCCCUUGCCAAAGGUGUUGAGCUGCGAGUUCCAUUUUUGGACACAGCCUUCGUCAACUACGCCAUGUCCAUUAGGCCCGAGGACAAGAUCCCUGGGAAGCUGAACUGUUUCGAAGGCAUCCAGACGCACCGAAUCGAAAAGCACAUUCUUCGGAAAGCCUUCGGCGAAGGCUACUUGCCUGAUGAGGUGCUUUGGCGCCAGAAAGAGCAAUUUUCCGAUGGAGUUGGCUACAACUGGAUCGACACCAUUCGUGAACACGCCUCUUCCCAAAUAAACGAUGAAGAAUUUGCCAGGGCAGCUGAAAUCUAUCCCAUCAACACGCCCACAACCAAAGAGGCGUUUUACUAUCGUGAAAUAUUCGCGGAGCUAUUUCCCGGUGAUGAUGCUGCUCGCACCGUGAAGCGGUGGGUGCCACGUCAGGACUGGGGAUGCCCUGAAGAUCCCUCUGGCAGAGCUCAGAAAAUGCACGAAAACAAGACUGAAGGCAAGAAAUAGAAUCUGAAAUCCUGUUCCUUAUUUAUUCUCUCAUACUAAAGUACAAAUACUUUUUAAAAAUCUUGUUUUCCCUAAAACGCUUUAUUUUUCGAUUGAAAAAAUAAAUAAAUAUUUAUAAGUCUCAAAAAGAUAAAAGUAAAACUCAAGCAUAGCUUCCACUGCGUAGAAAAUAAAAUAAAGAAACAUAAAUAUUAAAAACAAA